AGCAGCCACGAGAGGGCGGUACUUCCCCACUCAGCAAAGGACAGGUGAGCUGUCACAUCACCUCCAGCUAAUAGAGCGAUGCAUCAUGGUCAUCGUAGUACCAGACUCCUCUUUCUAAACAACAACUACAAAUUCAACCAUGUGACAUUCCGACCCAACAGUGACAGGUUGUGAGCGUGUAUCUCUCUGUGUGUGCGCUCCGUGACAAGUUAUGCGGAACUUGUGCUCCUCCUCGGCGUGUCAGUGUUGUGGCUUCCUAUUUACUGAAAGCCUCCUGAAACAAGCUGACACAGAGACAGCGGUGUUUGUGGCGGCUGUGAGGCGCGAGGAGAGGCGGUUAAGUCAGGAUGAGUGAAACAAACUGCAGACACCAAAUUAGUGUGUUAAGAUUAAAACUAUGAAUUUAUUACUGUAUUUUUCUCGAUCGGUGUUGAUAUGAAGUGAGUUUGAACGACUUUUUGCAUAUUUUUUUCGCUUUUUAAGUGCUUUUUUUUUUUGCUUUCCGCGCGAGGCUGAACGAGCUAGAUAAAAUGAAGUUUAACGGUUACCUGAAGCUGCGGAUCGGUGAGGCGGUUGGCCUGAAACCCACAACCUUCUCCCUCCGCCACUCUGUCAUCUUCAACAAAGCAUCUCCAGCCCUGGACCCUUACAUGGUGGUGAAGGUGGACGACUUUAAAGUCGGACAGACUCACACCAAACAGAAAACCAACACGCCAACGUACAACGAGGAGUUCUGCCAGGACGUGAACGACGGGAAACAGAUCGAGAUCGCAGUGUUCCACGACACUCCAAUCGGAUAUGAUGACUUUGUGGCCAACUGCAUCAUCCAGUUUGAGGACCUCAUCAAAACCUCCAACACAGGAGAGACCUUCGAUGGAUGGAUGGACUUGGAGCCAGAGGGCAAGGUUUAUGUCCAUAUUACUCUCACUGGAUCCUUCACUGAUGAUGAUGCCAUAGUGAAAGAGAAGACCUACAAGGAGUUUACUCGAAAGCGACAGGGGGCCGUGAGACGCAGGAUCCACCAGGUCAACGGACACAAGUUCAUGUCCACUUUCCUCCGCCAACCCACCUUCUGUUUCCACUGCAAAGAGUUCAUCUGGGGUGUAUUUGGAAAGCAGGGUUACCAGUGCCAAGUGUGCACCUGUGUGGUUCACAAACGAUGCCACCAGCAGGUCGUCACUGUGUGUCCACGCAUGAAGAAACCAACAAAAGAACAGCAGCCCACAAACCAAGGCUUCAGCAUUAACGUCCCUCACAUGUUCAACAUCCACAACUACAAGUCGCCCACCUUCUGUGACCACUGUGGCUCACUGCUGUGGGGGAUAGUCAGGCAGGGGCUGCACUGUAAAGUCUGUAAAAUGAAUGUGCACAUCCGCUGCAGAGGCAACGUGGCUCCCAGCUGCGGGGUCAACAGUGUGGAACUGGCCAAUAGGCUUGCAGAGAUGGGUCUGCAGGCUGGAGGACUCUCUAAACGCAACUCAGUGUCACAGGCCAAAAAUGCAGGUCAGAUCAUGACGCCCACUGAAAGGGGAGAGCGCAGGGACUCUCAGGAGGCCCCUCGACUGGGCAUCUCAGACUUCACGUUCCUUCAAGUCCUCGGCAAGGGCAGCUUUGGCAAGGUGAUGCUGGCCAGACUAAAUGACAGAGAUCGAGUUUUCGCCGUCAAAGUGUUGAAGAAGGACAUCAUUUUACAGGACGAUGAUGUGGAGUGUACCAUGACUGAAAAGAGGGUGCUGUCACUGGCCUGCUGUCACCCCUACCUCACCCAGCUCUACUGCUGCUUCCAGACACCGGACCGGCUCUUCUUUGUGAUGGAGUUUGUGAAUGGUGGCGAUCUGAUGUUCCACAUCCAGAAGUCAAGGAAGUUUGAAGAGCCAAGAGCACGUUUCUACACGGCAGAGAUCACCUCGGCUCUAAUGUUCCUGCACAGCAAAGGCAUCAUCUACAGGGAUCUUAAAUUGGACAAUGUUCUUCUUGAUAAAGACGGUCACUGUAAGCUGGCGGACUUUGGCAUGUGCAAAGAGGGAAUAUUUGAAGGUGCUGCCACAGGAACUUUCUGUGGGACCCCAGAUUACAUUGCUCCCGAGAUCCUGCAGGAGAUGCUGUAUGGGCCCUCUGUGGAUUGGUGGGCUCUCGGGGUGCUGCUGUAUGAGAUGCUGUCAGGACAUGCUCCCUUUGAGGCCGAAAAUGAAGAUGACCUCUUUGAAUCCAUCCUCAAUGAAGAGAUUGUUUAUGCGUCUUGGCUCAGCACAGAGGCAGUCAAUAUACUCAAAGCUUUCCUGACCAAAAACCCAGCCCGGAGGCUUGGCUGUGUGGCCUCAGAGGGUGGAGAGAGCGCUGUGACCAGCCAUGCUUUUUUCACUGGCAUCGAUUGGGAGAAGCUUAAUCGUAGAGAAAUAGAGCCACCCUUCAAGCCCAGGAUCAAAACACCAGAAGACGUCAACAACUUUGACCCAGAUUUCACUCAGGAAGAGCCCACCCUGACGCCCAUCGAUGACCCCCUGAUCCCUUCCAUCAACCAGGAGGAGUUUCGUGACUUCUCGUUCACCUCGCCUGAACUGCUGGAGAGCUAGAGUCUCCUCAUUGGUCAUCCUGCACUCUCGCUUUUCUCAGUUUUUGUGACUUUCUCAAAGACAGAUCCCAGUGGUACGUGCAGUAUGAUGCUGUCACAUUCCCCAGAGACAUGAGGGUGCAAAGUGCCGAGGAGUCAGACAAUCACACGCUCGACAAAAACCGAGGCUGCACCUGAUGAACUCUUACACACUCCUGUAACUCCCCAAAAAGUUGGGUGUGAUCGUCUUUUGAAAUGGCGUUUAGUAACAGCUCGGGUGAGACACUUGCAUGCGAGUGUCUGCGUGGAAAUAUUAUUUGACAUUUUGGCGUGUUGCAGACUGGUUUAACAAAGGUGUACAGCCUCAGAAUUGUACAGUACGUUUUGCUCUUGAAGAGUUUGCUUCCAGCUACUUCAAAUGAACAAGCACUUUUUGGAGCAUAAUGGCAAGGUUUGUGUUUAAUUUUCGCCUGAACACUCUCCAGAGAAAAGAAGAAGUCAGGAGCCUGUUUUAUCCAGCUUGACAAAGAUUCCCAGAAAACUCGAGCCACCAGUAAAAAUCCUGGAAGGACUGAGUAGGAUGAAAUAGUUUUUCAAUGAUGUAAGCCUACUCUGGAAAAACACCAAAACUCAGGCCCACAUACACUGGCUACAUGACAGUUGAUGCCCUCUGCUUUUAAAACAAAAGGAUGAAACUUAAAUUAGGCCUGAACAACAGCAGUAUAUCAUUCUCAACUUAAAGGUAUAGUUCACCCCAAAUCAAAAAAAUACUUUUCCCCCUUACCCUUAGCGCUUUUGAUCAGUCUCGGUUGGUGUGAGUUGCUGAGUCUUAGAGAUGUGUGCCUUCUCUUUAAUACAGUCAUGGAAAAUUAUUAGACCACCCUUGUUUGCGUCAGUUUAUUGUUCA
Molecule: messenger RNA, 3458 nt
Organism: Centropristis striata (black sea bass)
Lineage: Eukaryota; Metazoa; Chordata; Actinopteri; Perciformes; Serranidae
Gene: prkcha
Product: protein kinase C, eta, a
Exons: 14
Coding region: 531-2573 (680 amino acids)
Biological process (GO): protein phosphorylation
Molecular function (GO): ATP binding; diacylglycerol-dependent serine/threonine kinase activity
Source: RefSeq, a predicted model, not a curated record